GUUUGCACCUCCAUUAGCUCCUCAUUAUAAAAGUCAAAUGUAUCAGCUUAUGGGCACCAGAUAUCGGUUCCAAACCUACGGCACUUUUUCACAGCAUUCACGGCUUCUUUAUAAGUGGGUCACACGUUCACAGCGUUCAUUCAGUAAAGAAGUCUGCGAAGUCUAUGAAGCACAGACUGUACAAACAUCGCUGAACAUCAA
Molecule: messenger RNA, 201 nt
Organism: Pelobates cultripes (western spadefoot toad)
Lineage: Eukaryota; Metazoa; Chordata; Amphibia; Anura; Pelobatidae
Source: the annotation of a GenBank genome assembly